AUGGGAUUACCAAUAGAGGGGGAUGCAGCCAGGCAGGCAAAGAAGUCAUUCAGAGCUUUAAAGAGCCAUAUAGACAAGACUACAAAGAGCAGGGAGCUGGUGUAUUUGGUGGUGAACACAGCAAAUCCAACCACCAGGAAAGACGAUUACAUCCCUCGGAUAAUUCCCGUUCGCAACAGAUUAGGUACAACGACCGAAACAUCUAUUCUACUCAUUACCAAAGACCCAGCCACAACAUACAGAGAUACGCUUCGCGCCAAAGAUUCACCAACAGAAGACGUGUUCAGCGAGAUCAUGAGCUUAAAGAAACUCAAGUCAAUAUCGAAAAAUCCCAAGAAGGUGAAGAAGCUUUUCAACGAGUACGAUCUCGUGCUCGCGGAUCACAGACUCCACCACCUGCUACCAUCUGUUCUAGGUGCAACAUUCUACAAGGGCCACAAGAAAUUACCGAGGAAACUACAAAUGGCGAAACCUGAUCCAGACGCUUUGCUCACCAAGACAUCUAAGUCUCACAAAUUAAAGGACGAGAGAUGUGAUCCAAAAUAUGUUAUGGCCCAGGUCAAGUCAAUAGUCAAAAACACCUCUUUCCUACCCUCAACGGGAACCUCCAUGUCUAUAAGAAUUGGGUAUUCCGACAUGAAGACAGAUCAGCUCAUUGAGAAUGCCAACGAUGUUUUGGAGUACCUGAGUAACCCCAAGUACAAGCCUGUGGGAGGGAUCAUCUCCAGAAAUGACAUAAGGGCAUUGCACACCAAAACCGCAGAGAGUAUCAGUCUACCAUUAUCAAUAGAGAAAUAG
Molecule: messenger RNA, 798 nt
Organism: Kuraishia capsulata CBS 1993
Lineage: Eukaryota; Fungi; Ascomycota; Pichiomycetes; Pichiales; Pichiaceae
Exons: 2
Coding region: 1-798 (265 amino acids)
Source: RefSeq, a predicted model, not a curated record